Messenger RNA from Bactrocera latifrons, 4542 nucleotides. Its product is annotated as ankyrin-2-like. Gene Ontology annotation, molecular function: protein binding. The coding region runs from base 1 to 4542 and encodes 1513 amino acids. The record is from RefSeq and is a predicted model, not a curated record. Gene Ontology annotation, biological process: signal transduction. NCBI's taxonomy places the organism in Eukaryota, Metazoa, Arthropoda, Insecta, Diptera, Tephritidae. The transcript is spliced from 7 exons.
AUGGACGCACAACCAGUCGAUCCAGAUCUAACUGCUAAACUACUUGGUCGCGGUGUGGCCGUCUCGCCGAUUGUAACGGUUGAGCCACGUCGUCGUAAAUUCCAUAAAGCCAUCACAUUGAGCAUGCCAGCACCCAAAGCACAUAGCCAGGGCAUGAUAAAUCAAUAUUCCGGCAAUACACCCACGCUACGACUACUCUGCUCCAUAACAGGUGGACCGUCUCGCGCCCAGUGGGAAGACGUUACUGGCUCCACACCGCUGACCUUCGUGAAUGAUUGUGUUUCGUUUACGACUACUGUCUCCGCACGAUUUUGGUUAAUGGACUGCAGAAAUAUUUCCGAGGCUACCAAAAUGGCAACCGAACUAUACAAGGAGGUAAUACAUGUGCCGUUCAUGGCCAAGUUUGUGGUCUUCGCAAAGAAAGUGGAACCGUACGAAGCACGUUUGCGUGUGUUCUGCAUGACUGAUGACCGUGAAGAUAAAACACUAGAAAAGCAGGAACUCUUUACAGAAGUUGCCAAGAGUCGCGACGUUGAGGUGCUGGAGGGAAAGCCACAAUACAUUGAAAUGGCAGGUAACUUAGUGCCAGUCACUAAAUCUGGUGAUCAAUUGCAAUUGCAAUUCAAAGCGUUUCGGGAGAAUCGUCUACCAUUCACUGUACGUGUGAAGGAUCAACACGCUGACAUUGUUGGGCGUACAUUAUUCAUGAAGGAGCCCAAAGUUGCCAAGGGCGAGCCACCGCAACAUCCCAUCUGUAUUUUGAAUAUCGUGUUACCGGAUAUUGUUAUACCGGAUACAACUACCGAAUUCAGUGAUAAGAUCACAACCACCUAUCGAAGCUCCCUCUUUAGUUUGAGUAAACAUCAGAAUGAUCACUAUAUCGGCGAUAUACGUAUUGUGGAUCUGUCGAAUUUAUUAGGCAAGGAUUGGAUACAAUUAGCCUCUGAAAUCGGUAUAAGUACGGAGGAGAUAGAUGACAUUAUAAAUCAAAAUACCGAUAGUAUUGCGCGGCAGGCCCAAAGCAUGAUUCGUCUAUUCAAGGAUAAACCAAAUUAUGAUAUUCACGCCUUAGAAGAUGCGCUCAAAAAUAUUGGCCGUGAGGAUAUUAUGAAGAAGUGUAAAAGUGGGCGACUUUCGCAUUCGCGUGACUUUGACGAAACUGAUAUUAUGAAAAAUUCCGAAUCGGUGGAGGAACUCGUGCGACAAGAGAGUAAACGGAUUCAACAGAUUCACGAUCACGAGGAGGUUAAAUAUUCGGCAGAAGAGAAGGAAGUAGAAGAGUCCGAAUCAGAUGAGGAAAUCACGAAGCGUACUGUUGCCGAACGACGAGAGAAGAUUGUGAAACGACUCUCUAUCGAACGGCAAAUACCUGCUUCAUCACAGAAGAAAGAGAUCUCACGAGAAAUUUCCGAAAUAAAACGUAAGAGUCUUAUCGAGGAUAAAAAGGCUAUACAUGAAUCGGAAAUCAUGAUGCAGUUACCAACAGAUAACAUAGUUAAGUCAACCGUUGCUCCUGACCAAGUAAUGAAAAUGAAAAUGGGUAAAAUGGAUUCUGCCGAAAUAAGUAAAAGCGAUUUUGAUAAGGAAUUGACGCACAAACUAAAGACAUCCGGACGCAGUUCUGAAGAGGAAGAUUCAGCAACCGAAUACAAGAUCGUUGAGGGCGAUGAAAAUUUGAAAAUAGUACAAGAUAUCAGCGCCGCCGAAACGUCAAAGAAGCUUCAGGACUUCCCGAUGGAGUCAGAACAAGAUACAACCAAGCAACUAACUGAAGACUUUUUAAAUGCUGAGAAACAGACUCAACUUCCAGUAGAUAUAACAUUCAGUGAGAAGUUUGUCGAAGAGGUCAAGGAAAAAGAAAUGAAAAGCUCUGAAUUGGACGAGAAAUCGAGUCAGAAGAUUGAAAAAAUUAUCUCUGUAUUUGAGAGUGGCAAAUCUGACGAGAAGGAUGGAACUGUUAGUAAAACGUCCACCAUUACGGAAACCAUCCAAGUUGCCAUGGAAGGUAAAGUAAAGGGUACUUCCAUUGAAGAUAAAAUUGCUGAUUUCGAAGCAAAAGGAGUUACUUAUGAUAUGAAAUCCGUGUUACCAAAAGAUCUAAAGAAAUACGAAGAUACACAUGCAGAUGAUCUCUAUGAAGCACACCAAGAACCUAUUAAGUCAUUUGAAAAAACAAUUACAGAAGACUUUUUAGCGUUAGAGCAAAAAUCUCAAAUGUCACCAGCAAUUAAAUCUAUUCAAGAAAUUACUACUGCCAAUGAAUUAUCAAAAGAUUAUACAGAUGUAAUAGAAACCGCUCCAGCAGCUCCGGUUGCCGAAAAGAGAACGUCAUUUUCUGAGAAAUCGUCAGAGCCAAUAACGCGUUCAUCUAUUGAAACACAAUCCUCAAAAUUCAGUAUGCCAGAUGACAAAGAAGAGCAGGUCUUUCCUAAACCAACAGGGAUUAUAAAAGAAUUCGAGAAACAUAUUGAGAAAGAUAGCGAAAUUGCUAGCUCUGAAUUCUCGUACAUGGAACAGAGAUCACAAAAGGAAAUUACGAAACCAAUAAGUGAAUUUGUAACCAGCACGGCGGAGGUGUUUGAAACAACGGCUGAUGCUUUUGAAAUUACCACUGACUUAGAACUGCCAGUGAAAGAAGCAGAAAGAACGAAAGCUCAAUUAAAACAAGUCACAAAAGAAUGGGACGGAAAAACUCUAACAGGCAUUCAAAAAUCCUCAGGUGAUGUCACAAAACCAGAGCAUAUAGAAGAUAAAUUGUUGACAACUGAGCCGAUUACUACAAUUUUCAAAAGCCAGGAACCAGGAAGUGUAACAAAGACUGAAGUAAUUUCGACCACGACAUAUUUGGAUAAAAUUGAAGAGAAAGUGAUUAAAGAUAGUGAAGUCGAUGAUCUGAUAAAAUUCGCUAAACUGAGGGAAGGUACGAAGGAAACGCAAGUAGAAUCAGAAACAGUAAAAACCACACAAAUAUUAAAUAUAUUUGAGAGGGAAUCAGAUUCUUCCACAAUUCAAUCAGCAGUUGGUGAUAUUGCAGCUGACACAAAAAUCACUUCAGAUAUAUUGAAAACUGGCAAAGAAAUAUCCACAAUUGAGCCCAAGGAAUUAAGUAGUGAUUUUUCAGGUGACGAAAAAGAUGCAUUAGACAUGAGGUUUGACGGCACUAAACAUGAACAAACUAAAAAAUUAACGCAAGAUUUCUUGCUAAUGGAGCAGCAUAAACAAGUGCCAUAUUCCAGAGAAUCCCAAGCCGAAGAUGAAAAAUUUCAGCUUUUGAAAUCGGUCACACACACAGUCGUGCCAUCUAUUUUAAGUUCAACUGUUCUCCCUGCUUUACCAACUGAUUUGAACGUUAAGCAAGAACCAAUAUCGUUGGUAGAUGUACAAGCAACUCUAACCGAUACUGCUUCGAAAGAAGAACAACCAACAAGGGAUACACAUACGGUCGAAACGAAAAGCGCCAUGAGUGACCUGAUCAAAUCAACAAGCGUUAUAAUGGCGACUGUACCGAAAGUUUCAACAGAGGAGGCCAUUAUAUCAUUGGAGGAAAGUCUUACAGAUAUCAAACGUGAAGAGAAGCCCAUGCAGCUUCCGACAGCUUCGGAGAAAUUCACGCAAGGUAGCCAGCCAGAGACAACUCCAAAAGAUUUUGAACCAGAAAUUAUAAUUGAUGAGAAAACCACAACACUCAAGAUGAGUUCAGCAGUAACGGAUACGGUCAAAGAAGAGAGUAUAAAACUUGUAGAAUCCAUUAAAAAGCUAGAGGAAACCAUUAAGGUAGUCGAUAAGCACGAAGAAGACGGCAUCGAGUUGGCUGCUCCUGUAAAUGAGACGGACAAAGUAUCAGCCGUGGGUAUAAGAAAACUAACCGAGGAUUUCCUCACAAUAGAGCAAACAAAACAGUUUUCAACAAGCACCAAACCGGUAAGAGAAACAAUUGCAACUGAUUAUCAUGAAAAAUCUACAAUACCAACAACGGAUGAGAAGCGAGAAGAGAAGGCAGAUUCAUUCACUAGCCUGCAAUCGGCUGGUCUGAGCGAGGAAAUUACUAAGAUAGUAACGGAGGCAGCAACAAAAAUCGAUGCCAUUAAAAUGACGAAUGACUUCUUAGCGACAGAACAAAGCACACAAUUACCCAUCGUGAAGCAAUCAAAUGACCAAACUGCAGCUCAACUUGAUGCACAAAUUUCGCCAAAAUCGGCUCUUGACCUUGCCGCACCUGCACCUGUGGAACCACGCAAAUCUAUAACACUGACAGACGCUGAGUUUUGUAAGUCAGUAGAGGAAACGAUCACAAAGAAGAUGAGUGCGGGACAAAUUGAAAUCUGUGACGAGCUCAAAAAUAGCGCGAGCGACAUACCACAUUCUCAAACCCCACCGCCAACUCCGAUCGAUACUAGAACUGAUAGACAAGAAGAAGAAUCCUUACCACGGGCUAAGUUCGUUGAAAAAGAUAAUUUGUCUGACACUGUGGUCACUUUGCACAAGACCACAGAAUCGACAUUCGAACGUGUUUCGGGAAUUUCCAAAAUCGGUAAGCACUAA